This is a messenger RNA of Eufriesea mexicana, 1059 nucleotides long. RefSeq names its product putative gamma-glutamylcyclotransferase CG2811. The record is from RefSeq and is a predicted model, not a curated record. Gene Ontology annotation, cellular component: cytosol. Gene Ontology annotation, molecular function: gamma-glutamylaminecyclotransferase activity. The transcript has 4 exons. Lineage: Eukaryota; Metazoa; Arthropoda; Insecta; Hymenoptera; Apidae. The coding region runs from base 11 to 628 and encodes 205 amino acids.
AUUUGCGACAAUGUUGUUUCACAUUGCUGCCGCGGCAGUGCUGACGAACAUCGCCUUUCUAGAGAUUUACACGAUAUACAACCUACCGGAAAUUACAGACACCCAAUUUCUAUCGGACGAGAAUCCUUUGCAUCGUGUGUUCGUAUACGGCACAUUAAAACGAGGAGAACCUAAUCACAGCUUAAUUCAAGAUGCUGCAAAUGGGUAUGCAAAAUUCUUAGGACUUGGAAAAACCAGCACUCCAUACCCAUUAAUAAUUGCAACUCAAUAUAAUAUACCAUUUUUGUUGAAGAAACCUGGUUUUGGUCACCAUGUAUUUGGCGAAAUAUACGAUGUCGACACGAAAAUGUUGAAGAAGUUGGACGAAUUGGAAGAACAUCCAACGUUUUACGAACGAUCGCAGGAAGAUGUGCAUUGGGCGACAGAGGGCAAGGCCAAGUCGACCGAUAACUUUGACGAGGUCAGUACCUUGAUAAAGGUCUGGAUAUAUUUUCUACCAAAGUUCAGGGCAUCCUUAUUGGAGAGUCCCAUGUACAGCUCGUACAGCAACGAGGGAAGCCACGGACUCAAGUAUUGCGAAAAGUAUGUUCGCGACCCCUCGUACAAUCAUAGAAACGACGUUCAGUGAUACUUUAUCCCCCGAAAUAUAUUUGUUUCCAGCGAGGAGAGUACAAUAAGGCCGGAAGACCUGCUCUGACCAAGCUGUUUUGCAUAAUUAUGUUGUUGACCCUUCAUCGUACGAACGCUUCAACGUUAUAUUGUUAAUCGUGAUAGUUAAUAAAAGUUUCUUCGUCGAAUGAAAUUAUUGGGAUUUAACCUUCUGCAAUCCGAUAUGUCCUUUUCCCCCACGAACAACUAGUUUUCUCAUCGUAUUCUUUUCCCCUCGAAGACACGUCGAAGAUUGCAGAGGAUUAAAUCGUAUCUCUCGUUAAUUUCCAUCGCAACGAGUUAACAAUUGCAGCAACGCUACGUCUCUCACAAAGCGAAACUAAUCGUUGAAAAGGCGUCUUGAAACUUCGUGUAACAAUCAAAAGUACUUGCAUAAUACCUAUGUACAUU